This is a messenger RNA of Cryptotermes secundus, 1071 nucleotides long. Its product is annotated as ejaculatory bulb-specific protein 3-like. Lineage: Eukaryota; Metazoa; Arthropoda; Insecta; Blattodea; Kalotermitidae. The record is from RefSeq and is a predicted model, not a curated record. The coding region runs from base 102 to 494 and encodes 130 amino acids. The transcript has 2 exons.
CUGUGGGCCGGUGUGGGUCACACUCGGAGGAGAGGGAGUCCUGCGCGUGGUCCAGGUAUAUAGACGACAGGCGUGACCCACUCGCUCACUACACAUCCGCCAUGAGACACUGGUGCGCCUUACUUCCGGUCCUGCUGCUCGCAGUGCUGUCCGCUGCAGACAAGCAGAAGACUUACACCAACAAGUACGACAACGUGGACGUAGAGAGCAUCCUGAACAACAAUCGAAUUCUGACCAACUACAUUAAAUGCAUGUUGGAUGAGGGCCCAUGCACACCCGACGCGAGGGAGCUCAAGAAAACAAUUCCGGACGCACUGCUGACAGGUUGUGAAAAAUGCACUGAGAAACAGAAAACUACAUCAGAACGCGUCAUCGCACACCUGGCGAAAGAGCGCAGCAAGGACUGGGAACGGCUGUUGAACAAGUACGACCCGAAAGGAGAAUACAAGAAGAGAUACGAGGCGCAGAUCCAAGCAGCUGCUCCGAAGUCCUGAGGAGUUGCAGACAAUACACAUUGAAGCUGAACUUUCAGUCGCUGCACAGAGAGGCAGUGAGUGGAGUAGUUCUGAAACAGCGGUCUUUAAAUGUUGAAUAAGCAGUUAAGAAGUGUACGAAAAUUCUUUAAGGCUAAAGAUAAAUCAGGGUCUAUAUUUUGAAGUUCUUUAUCUGUAAAAUUUACAUGUAUAUUGAAUUCUAGGUCACGUUUAUAUCCAGUGAGAAUAUUUUCGAAAAAUCAGCACAUAACUAUGUUCCAUGACCAAUAAUAACAUAACUCAGCUCCAGCGGAGGAAGAUUAGCACUGCGCAAACUCAUACCAUAUUCUAACGUCACGUUAUUACAAAGCGUCGAAGUAAUUACAGUUUGAUUCGUAGAGAAGAAGGAACCUUGUGUCUGUAUUUCUGUAAUUAUUAGCGCGAUUGUCACCGCGAUAUAGCAGUAUAGGAAAUGGAAGAAAUCUCUUAAGAUAUAAAUUUAUUUGUUCGUUUUUUUUUUAAUUAUUUAGCAUGUUCUUUCAGCUAGGUGGGGAGAAACAUAUUCCAAAAGAAAAACACAAUUGACAUUAUCUAAUAA